Messenger RNA from Lolium perenne, 1144 nucleotides. RefSeq names its product transcription factor MYB30-like. NCBI's taxonomy places the organism in Eukaryota, Viridiplantae, Streptophyta, Magnoliopsida, Poales, Poaceae. The record is from RefSeq and is a predicted model, not a curated record.
CAGACCAUCAGCCGUAGGCGUUCGAGUAGCUCCGGCAGCCAAGCGUCAACGUACUGAACAGUCCAUCCCUAACACAGUAAGAGAACGAGUGCUGAACGAGUGGUGAGGUAGCUAGCAAUGGGGAGGUCGCCAUGCUGCGAGAAGAUGGGGCUCAACAGGGGCCCGUGGACGGCGGAGGAGGACAUGACCCUAAUCGCUCACAUCGAGCGACAUGGGCACAGCAACUGGCGGGCGCUGCCAAAGCAGGCCGGGCUGCUCCGCUGUGGCAAGAGCUGCCGCCUCCGGUGGAUUAACUACCUGCGGCCGGACAUCAAGCGCGGCAACUUCACCGGCGAGGAGGAAGACGCCAUCAUCCAGCUCCACGCCAUGCUCGGCAACAGAUGGUCCAUGAUCGCGGCGAGGCUACCGGGGAGGACGGACAACGAGAUCAAGAAUGUCUGGCACACGCACCUCAAGAAACGACUCGAUUCGUCCAUGCCGUCCGCUGCGCCCAAGCGCAAAACCAAGAAGCCCGCGGCUGUGACGACCGUGAUUACACACGACAGUCCGACCUCCGCGCCAGUGCUGCCGGAGCAACCCAUCUCGUCGUCCGCCACCAACUACUCGAUGGCGAGCUCGUCGUUGGAGAUCACGGAAAGCUUCAGCCCGGACUCGCAGGAGUUCGAGAUUGACGACAGUUUCUGGUCGGAGACGCUGGCAAUGACGGUGGAAAGUUCCGGUUCCGUGAUGGAAGCAGGCGAUCCCCGGGUCGCAGACCGUGCUUCGAUGCCGUCGAGCAACGCCGACAUGGACUUCUGGGUACAACUGUUCAUGCAGGCUGGUGACAUGCAGAAUUUGCCCCAGAUUUAGACACGGCCCCUGGACUGGUUUCUUGUUCAUUUUUCUCUGUCACUAUUCUUUGAAUCUUUGGCAUGCAGAUGCAGCACGCGUUUUGCUACGUGUAUAUCAGUACAUAUCUGUAAAAUGAAGAGCAUGUGAAAUACUCCCUCCGAUCGGAUUUAAUUAACGCAGCCACCACUUAGCAUGCAGAAGUAUUUCUCCUCGUGGAUUAAAACCGAUCAGAGGUACUACAAUGUAAUCGUUCAUGGCGGUGUUCAUCAUAUAAGAUAAAAAUGUACCACUGCAGUAGGCGUUGACAACUUCU